Molecule: messenger RNA, 1897 nt
Organism: Myotis daubentonii (Daubenton's bat)
Lineage: Eukaryota; Metazoa; Chordata; Mammalia; Chiroptera; Vespertilionidae
Gene: STK38
Product: serine/threonine kinase 38
Biological process (GO): protein phosphorylation
Molecular function (GO): ATP binding; protein serine/threonine kinase activity
Source: RefSeq, a predicted model, not a curated record
CCCUCUCUGCGCCGGGACCGGCCGCCUUGGCCCCUCCGCGCUGCCGUCUUUUCCGGCAGUUGGGGCGCUUCCUGUUGUUCUCACCCUCAACCGGCCCUGGUCCCCUACCCCAGAGGAUCUCCCCGUCCCCUCCCCUCCGCGGGCCGGCUGGCUGCCGCCCUGUCCGCGCGUCCAGACCUCGACCGUCCGGCGCCUGCGGCUGUCUGCCCGCCGCCAGCCCCGCCGCCCUCGGGGCGCUGCAGCCAUGGCAAUGACCGGCUCAACAUCUUGCUCGUCCAUGAGUAAUCACACAAAAGAAAGGGUGACAAUGACCAAAGUGACCCUGGAGAAUUUUUAUAGCAAUCUUAUCGCUCAACAUGAAGAACGAGAAAUGAGACAGAAGAAGUUAGAAAAAGUGAUGGAAGAAGAAGGCCUGAAGGAUGAAGAGAAACGACUCAGGCGAUCAGCUCAUGCUCGGAAGGAAACAGAGUUUCUUCGUUUGAAGAGGACAAGACUUGGAUUGGAAGAUUUCGAGUCCUUAAAAGUAAUAGGCAGAGGAGCAUUUGGUGAGGUUCGGCUUGUUCAGAAGAAAGAUACAGGGCAUGUGUAUGCAAUGAAAAUACUCCGUAAAGCAGAUAUGCUUGAAAAAGAGCAGGUUGGCCACAUUCGUGCGGAGCGUGACAUUCUAGUGGAGGCAGACAGUUUGUGGGUUGUGAAAAUGUUCUAUAGUUUUCAGGAUAAGCUAAACCUCUACCUAAUCAUGGAGUUCCUGCCUGGAGGGGACAUGAUGACCCUCCUGAUGAAAAAAGAUACUUUGACAGAGGAGGAGACUCAGUUUUAUAUAGCAGAGACAGUGUUAGCCAUAGACUCCAUUCACCAGCUUGGAUUCAUCCACAGAGACAUCAAACCAGACAACCUUCUCCUGGACAGCAAGGGCCAUGUGAAACUUUCUGAUUUUGGCCUUUGCACAGGCCUAAAGAAAGCACACAGGACAGAAUUUUAUAGGAAUUUGAACCACAGCCUUCCCAGUGAUUUCACUUUCCAGAACAUGAAUUCCAAAAGGAAAGCAGAAACCUGGAAAAGAAAUAGACGUCAGCUAGCCUUCUCCACAGUAGGGACGCCUGACUACAUUGCUCCCGAGGUGUUCAUGCAGACCGGGUACAACAAGCUCUGUGAUUGGUGGUCGCUUGGCGUGAUCAUGUAUGAGAUGCUCAUUGGCUACCCACCUUUCUGUUCUGAGACCCCUCAAGAGACAUAUAAGAAGGUGAUGAACUGGAAAGAAACUCUGACUUUCCCUCCAGAAGUUCCUAUCUCUGAGAAAGCCAAGGAUCUGAUUUUGAGAUUCUGCUGUGAAUGGGAACAUAGGAUUGGAGCCCCUGGAGUUGAGGAAAUCAAAAGUAAUUCUUUUUUUGAAGGUGUUGACUGGGAACACAUCAGAGAGAGACCUGCUGCAAUAUCUAUUGAAAUCAAAAGCAUUGACGAUACCUCAAACUUCGAUGAGUUUCCAGAAUCUGAUAUUCUUAAGCCAACAGUGGCAACAAGUAAUCACCCUGAGACUGACUACAAGAACAAGGACUGGGUCUUCAUCAAUUACACAUACAAGCGCUUUGAGGGCCUGACUGCGCGGGGGGCAAUACCUUCCUACAUGAAAGCAGCAAAAUAGUGCCCUUGGAUGGAACCCUGCGUGGAGCAGAGUUCUGUGUACACGUCCCGGUGUUCCUCGCACACACUUUUGAAAGAGCUUCCAAGAAGCUUAUGGAACCCACCCGUAUGUCCCGGAAACGUGGCUGAAAUGUGACAGUGAGUGGAUUCUCUUCAUAAUGCAUCUGAAGCUGUAGAACAAUGCCAGCCAGUUCCACCACGUCGGCCAUAAGCAGCUUCAGAAGCGUCACGAGCCAAUUUGAUAGAUUUUUUUUUU